AUGUCCGAUAUCUUCACUUUGGCUUUGCAAGAGGUCCAGGACCAACAGCGAGACUCCUUGGCAGCGAUGGAUUUGCUGAGGCAACAGCACGUGGAAUGGCAGCAGUCUGUAACUGCCUUGUUGGGCCGUGUUGGACAAAUGUCAACGCCUCUCACCGAGAAGGCAGCGGUGCCAAGUGUGGUGCCUUCGAAAGCCACCGACGAGCCACGUGAGCCAGUCGUUUUGGCUUUGCCCCCAGCCGAGUGUGCAGCGGCCUCGGAGGCCACAAACGAGCCAGUCGUUUUGGCUUUGCCCGCGGCCGAGUGCGCCAGCCGGAGGUCGCAGGAACUUCGGAGGCUGCGGAGCCCGGACAGCGAUGCCAGCAUGAUGGACGCCAAUGACACGUCCCCAGCGGCCGAGAUGAGACGCACCUUGAGGCAAACCACCGACGGUCGCUUGCCCAAGCUCUUGGAAGAGGUCCUGACCGACCACCAGGGCAAAAGGAGGAUCAGGUUGACGGUUUGGCAGGAGAGACGUGAAACCUUAAAGAUGGUGGUCGACUCCACAGCCUUCGAAUACUUGACGGGGAUGUUGAUUCUGAUGAAUAUAGCACUCAUUGGUGUCGAGGCUGAGAUGGAUUUGUUGGGCAAGGACACCUGGUGGGCCGCUGACAUUGAGCGUAUUUUCUUGGGGCUCUACACAGUGGAGCUACUCAUUCGACUCACUGCAGGUGGACGAGAGGCCUUCCAUAAUUCCUGGUUUUUGCUGGACCUGUUUUUGGUUUGCGUGGGUUUGGUGGCCUUGGUGGUUGUGCCCUUGGUGGAGCAAGAGGCCAGCUCCCAGGAAGGCUGGAUGCAGCUUUUGAUUGUCAGAGGCCUCCGCUUGCUUCGUUUGGCCCGGGUCCUUCGGACGGUGAAGCGCUUCAAGGUGGUUUGGCGCCUCGUCAAUGGGCUGCUCUCCGUGUGGGACACUAUGGCCUCAACGACCAUCUUGAUCUUCUUGGCUCUUUACAUCUUCGGUUGUAUCGCUGUGGAGGUCAUUGCAAAUGACCCGGAUCUCAAAGCCUAUCCGGAGACGGCAGGGAUCGUGCGGAGGAGCUUCAGCAGUUUGCCCAAAGCAACGCUCACCUUGUUGCAGUUUGUCACCAUGGACGGGAUCGCCAACAUCUACUUUCCGCUGGUCAUGCAGAAACCCUUCCUGAUCAUCUAUUUCCUGCCCCUUUUGCUGUUCUUGUCAAUCGCGUUGAUGAACUUGGUCACUGCGGUUUUGGUGGAACAUGCGCUGGAGCAUGCCUCUCAAGAAGCGGAGCUUGCACGCAUCAGAACAAAAGAGCAGAUCAAGGCCACUUUGCCCGACUUGCUGGAGAUCUUUUCGGCCUUAGACCAGGAUGGGAGCGGCUACAUCACACGUGAAGAGGUGGCCAAUGUGCCUUUGCAUGUGCUGCCCGAGAAGGUCUAUGAGAAGGUCACUGUCGACAGCAUGGAAGACAUGUUCGAGCUUCUGGACGCAGAUGGUGGCGGUAGCUUGAGCUUAGCUGAGUUCUUGGAGGGCUUGUUCACAGUCUUGCUGCUGGAUAUGCCUGCCUGGGCCUUGCAGUUGCAGAAACUGUUGAUGCCUUUGAGGCGGCAGACCUACCAGAUUUCGAAGGAGUUGGAGGCAUUGCGAAGCGAAGCCACGCUGCCCACCGAGCGGGUGUGA
Messenger RNA from Durusdinium trenchii, 1677 nucleotides. The record is from the annotation of a GenBank genome assembly. NCBI's taxonomy places the organism in Eukaryota, Dinophyceae, Suessiales, Symbiodiniaceae.